Messenger RNA from Plasmopara halstedii, 2139 nucleotides. Its product is annotated as EF-hand domain pair. The record is from RefSeq and is a predicted model, not a curated record. The transcript has a single exon. Lineage: Eukaryota; Oomycota; Peronosporomycetes; Peronosporales; Peronosporaceae. Gene Ontology annotation, molecular function: calcium ion binding. The coding region runs from base 1 to 2139 and encodes 712 amino acids.
AUGGUCGGUUUUAAAAUCUCUUCGAAUUGUUCAGAGGAGACACAAUUAGAAACACAUGAAAAUCUGAUAAUUAUUGUCGAAAUGGUUUUGUGUUGGGAAUGCCCUGCUUUUUUAAUGGCUGUGGCACCAUGGUGUCGUGAUUGUAAGCGACAGCAAAUAGCAUGCGUUCGUGUGGCAGUGACAGAGCAGUGGACACCAAAUUUUUCUCUGCGCUUUGAUUUGGAGGUGCUUGCGACAGAAGAAGAUGACAAGACGUCGGUUCUGUAUUUGAUGCGACUUGUUAAUCAGCGUCAGAUAUUGCGUACUUUGGAGUUCACACUUAUUGGCGCUGGAUCAACAAAACAACGACCACAAGGGAUACGAGAAGAUGACGGUAUUCUAGACGAAAGGUUGAAAUUGUGGCUAGAGGGUGAUGGACAUAUACCGGCACCAUCCAAAGAAGAUCUAGUGAGAUGGUUACUCACCUGGAUGGUUCUGGUUCCAGUUGCAGCAGAAGGUGAGAGCAGUAAUGAUACUGAAUGGUAUGUGCUAUUGUGUGGCGAGAAAGGCUUGGAGGAUUGGAUUGAUGAUGAAGAGGAAAAUGUGUUUAGCAACGAAGUUUGCGACGCGAGCGAUUUCGAACACGUUUGCAGAAAUGGUAACGACGUGGAUGACGAUUGUGAAGAUGGGGAGCGUGGAACAGAGAGCGAAGAGGAUGAUAUGCCUCCACCGUACGAAGGCCUUGAAACAAAUUGUUUUGAAAAGAUACUUUACAAAGGUAGACAGGAAUCGGAUUUGAAACAAGUACAAGUGAAUGCGCGAUCAAAUGUGCGAAGUAGCAAAGCCAUUGAUGUUUACGAAAGUUUGAAAGAGACACGCGAUCUAGUUGAUGAGCAAAGCGUGAAAAGGUCGAUAUGCAGCAGUAGCCAAGAUUUUGUUAAACCUUCAGCAGCAUCAAUACGAGCUGAACAAUACGAAAAGGUAGUUUUCAAACCGACCAUUGUCCAAUUAAGUUACCGGAUUAAGACAGAGAAUCUGAAUGAAGAGUACUCGGAUGAUCAGAGAUUUUAUUAUAAAGAACUUGGCACAUUGCAUCGUAAUGUACGAAUGAUGAAAAAGCAGCAAGACAAAGUCGAAAAGCUUUCAAAUUUGCAUCGAAUCCAAUUAUUGAACGAAUCGGCACGAAAGAUGCGUGCGAUUGAACAAAGCAAUCAUAAGGCUCAAGUUGCUCGACGUCUAAUUGCAGACGAGCGAGAGUAUCGGGAUGAGAUGAAUGUAAUUGAAAUGCGACUGAAGAAAGCUUCUAUCGCACUUAAACGUGACCGAGAGCGUAUCAAACGUCACAGUCGUAUUGCAUUAGUCAAUACUACUAAAACUUUGAAUGGUACUGUUCAAGUGAAGCCUGCAUUACAGAAAGAGAUGGAGUCAGCACUUGGAGCUUUGCGUAAAGGUAGCACCGUGUAUGAUCAUGACGGAUGCCGACGCAAUGUUGAAAGAACAGGUUUAACUGCAAAAGAGAGUGCUUUAAGGAGUGCAAUGCGUAAGGUUCGACUUUUAGCUUCGAAGUCUAAAAAGGGUGUUACAUCUCGAGAUCUUGAUCCUCAACGUGAUGGAAAAUUCAGUCAUCGUCAAUCCAACAAAAUGCUGCGCGAUGAGAAUCUUUUUGAACAAGUCGAAGACCAGGCCUUGCCGGCUGACGAAAGCUUGACUGUUGACAGAAAGAUCCAGGAUCUGCUUGGGAUCUCUUCUAACCCGAAAACAUUUUUCAACGCCAACAUAUCCGGUCCCGAAAUGAGACAAAUAUUCUCGAAGUACGACCCAAGUAGCUGCGGAAUGGUAUCGCUAAAGGAUUUUCAAUUAGUUCUCGAUCAUCUCGGCGUCAAUCACAAUGACCCUGAUUUAAAGCUGCUCAUCUUAAAGUUUCAUGCUGUCAAAGACGGGUAUAUUGAUUACAAAAAGUUUCUCGCCCAUGUGAAUCUAUCAGAUACCGGCGACGAGCCGACGUCUAUCACCGGCAACAGUUUUCAGUCUGCAGAUCACAUCAAUUUGCUAGCUAGCAAUGCUCAAAACACAUCUCCAAGAACAUCUCGUAUUUUAUCGGAGCUACAGAAUAUCUCAUCCACACAAGCAGAACUUCGUCGUCGUUUUAAUAUCAAUUGA